ACAUAACCAGCUACUUAAACUAUAUUGUGGUAUUUCACGAAAAAGAUGCUGCUCAAGGCAUCCUAUAUCUUCCCCGAUGUGGCAUGUUUCUCUGCACAGCCAGCUAGCUCGCGGUCAUUACAAGAUGCGAGAAACUGGAGCCCUAUAAGCAGAAAGGGGUUCAGCCGUUCUAUUAUGAAGUGCACUUACCAGCAGCCUGGGUCACUUACAUGUAAUGCUUCGAACAAGGGCAGUUUUCGCUGGGCGAAGGAUGCAACUUGUCCUUCAAUGACCUCAAAGCACAUCCUCCCUGAUGACAAAAGGCCAAUGCUUGCGGAUGUAUCGGGUUGCUGUAUUCCAGUCAUUGACAUGGACGCACCAUCUAAUGUUGUUAUACAAAGUAUAGCAAGUGCAUGCGAGGAAUAUGGCUUUUUUCAUGUCAUAAAUCACAAAAUUCCACAGGAAUUAUGUCAUAGCAUGUUGGAAGCUGUUUUGGAUUUGUUCCAUUUGCCUCCAGAGGAAAAAUCUCUGCUUUACUCGGACGAUUUGAACAGGGAUGUGAGAAUUUGUCAUCAUUUUCGUAAGCAUCAAACAAGCGCAGAAAAAAUCCCAAUGUGGAGCGAAGUCUUCAAGCAUUCAUGGCAUCCUCAUGACGAUUUCACCCAAGCUCUGCCAAUGAAUCCUCCUCAGUAUCGAGAGGCUAUACAUCUAUACGCGAAGCAUGUGGGUAACUUGAUGACCUCACUUAUGGGUUUCAUGUCCCAAGGGCUUGGGUUGGGCGCAGAUUGUCUUACUAAUAGAAUUGGUGAAAAUCCGACAUACAGGGUUCAAGCAAACUACUACCCUCCAUGUCCAAGUCCAGAGCUCACCUUGGGGUUGGGCGUACAUACCGAUAGGGAUGCCCUCACUGUUAUCCUUCCUACACCGGAAGUGCAAGGGCUUCAAGUCAUGAAAGAUGACAAAUGGAUCAUGGUAGAUCCGAUUCCGGGUGCACUUGUUGUAAAUUUGGGGGACCAACUGCAGGUACUGAGUAAUGGCAAGUACAAAAGUGUGCUCCACAGAGCCAUUACCAACAACUCAAAGAGUAGAGUUUCGCUAGCGAUGUUCUAUGGCCCGAGCAAAGACACCAUAAUUGGACCCAUUGAAGAUUUGGUUGAUGAUAACCAUCCUCGGAAGUAUCGAAGCUAUCGGUUCUCAGAAUUCAUUGAUGAAUUUCGUAGACAAGCAGGUAACAACAGGAUAAUCAAGGAGGCUUUUGAGGUAAGUGGAUGAAGAGGGGCAUGUGCAAUUCAUUCAUGCUUGAUGAGUUAGACCAACUGUAUAUAAACUAUAGAGAAGGGUUAGAUAGUACGGAGUAUAUGACUAAUAUUUUAAUGCAUACAUUUUUGGAACUACCUUACCUUAAGGAAUACUUAUAUCGUAAUUUCAUAACUACCCUUAUUUUUGUACUUAUUACUUAUUCUUAUUAGAAUCAGAUCAAAAAUAGUUUUAAAUAUAACUAUAUUCAGAUCACGCCAGAUCAAAUUAGAACCAAUCAAAUCAGGUGAAAAGA
This is a messenger RNA of Cuscuta campestris, 1531 nucleotides long. Lineage: Eukaryota; Viridiplantae; Streptophyta; Magnoliopsida; Solanales; Convolvulaceae. The record is from the annotation of a GenBank genome assembly.